Molecule: messenger RNA, 1083 nt
Organism: Anopheles coustani
Lineage: Eukaryota; Metazoa; Arthropoda; Insecta; Diptera; Culicidae
Exons: 4
Coding region: 1-1083 (360 amino acids)
Biological process (GO): sensory perception of taste
Cellular component (GO): neuronal cell body; membrane; axon
Source: RefSeq, a predicted model, not a curated record
AUGGAAGCGGCCAUCAAUCGAAACGUGUUCAAAUUGUUCGGUUUGAUGCCCAUAGUGGCUCCAAGUGGUGGUGCUCUUUGGAAAACUUUACUUAACAUAGCCUACAGUUUGUGCUUAAUUUUGUUCCUGCUCGCUCAGCAGGUUAUGAUUUAUCAAAUACAUCUGGAGCGGGACUUUGCGGGGCUUUUCAUAAGCACCAUCAUGUUACUUACAAGCAUCGUUAUCCUUGUCCAGGCUCUGCUGUCCGCUAAAGGGCUACAGGUUCUGUUGGGUGAGCUGGCGGAGAUUGAGCAUGCCACGCAAUCGUCACGACUCGCUGCUGGAACUGCAGGACGGACACGAUACAGUGUAAUGUUCUACAUCACAUACCUGGUCGGUGUUUCGCGGGGCAUCUAUCGAACGGUACUGAUGGUAUAUCUCGAUAUGCGUAAGGUCUGGAUUGCGCUGCAGCUACUCGUUCCGUCGCUGAUUAUUCUGGCGCGAAUCAAUCAGCAAAUUCACCUGAUGGAGCUGUUCGCUGGUCAACUAGAGCGGCUAGUAGACGAACUGGCCUUGCUCUUCGACGACGAUUAUGGCCAUGACGGGCAACUGAUUUCUGCCGACGCGGUUACCAGGUAUCGCGUCGGAAAAACCAUCCAGCGGAUGGAGCACAUUUUCGGUCGACUGCAGAAAUGUUUGAUUCUAUUCAACGAUCUCUUCGGAUGGUCUACUGCCGCGUUGGUGGUGUUUGCCUUCGUCAACAUCACGUUCCAGUUUCGCAGUCCUAUGAAACCACUUCCGGUUCACGCGCAACUUGUAGACAUCUUCUAUACCAUAAUGUGGUUACUGUUCCUGUGCCACGCGUCAAGCGAUACGACUACCAAAGUGAAUGAAACGCGCCGUCUCCUACUCAAACCGUUCUAUCACGCUUCGCUGUGGGAGCAGAUACACAAUUUCAUCGUCCGGAUCCAACUCCAACCGUUCGAGUUUACGGCGAACGGACUGUACUCGAUCAACUAUGGUCUUUUCAGCUCGACCCUCGCGGCAUCCGCAACUUAUAUCGUCAUCAUGUUCCAGUUUGAUCAGAAGGUACUGGAAGUUUAG